AUGGAACAUCAUAGUCCAAUUCAGCAAGCGUUAAACGUUGCUCCAGGAAAAGUUGUUGAGAGUUUUUCAAUUUGGGGAUUACCAUCAAAAUUUCGAGUAACAAAACCAUUUAAUUUUUUCCGUAAAGUACAAAUAUUUCCAUCACAGCUAUUAUUUAAAUAUCCAAAAGAAACAAUAAUAAAUGAAAAAAUUCAAGAAUUUAUGAUUCCUAAAGGAAUUGAAUUAAAAGUUGCUGAAAAUAUUGAAACUAUUUUAAAUUCACCUUUAGGCAUUCACAUUACUUUUAUUCCAGGGGACGAUCCAUUGUUCUGUAUCUGUAUUACUCGUAGAGAAUUACUUCAAUUUCCUAGUGAUUUAGUAGAAGAAACAAGUAUGUCAAGUAUUUAUUCAAGUCAACCAUUAGAGACUACUAGAGUUUAUUGUAUUAUGACACAUUGCCCAGAUAUAUCAGUGUUAUCCCCAAUUAUUAAAGACCUUUUUGCUUUAGAUUUUAGUCUUAAAGAUCAGUGGUUAAAACAAUUCUAUUUAAAAACAGUACCUUUAAUUCCAUCAUUUAAAUAUCAAUCAUCUUCUGAAAGGUUAUUUCCUAUAUUAAAAUCAUUAAAUAAUUUAGUUGCAACUAAAUCACCAAUAGAAUUAAUUGCAGACCAUGCUAUUAUUCGUUUAUUUGCAGUAACAAAAAUAUCAGGAAUUCUCUCAAUGGUAUCUAGUUUAUUAUUAAAUGUAUCUGUAUUUCUUAUUGGAAAAAAUGUCUCCUUAGUAACAGAUUGUGUAUUAGCACUACUUCCUUUAAUUCAACCAUUUCAAUGGGAAGGAGUUGUACUUCCUUAUAUCCCAUCUCAUCUUUAUGAAUUUUUAGAAUCUCCUAUUCCUAGCAUUUAUGGAACAGAACUUCCAACAGAAAGAGUAAAUGUUUCAGCAUUUGUUGCACCUGUAGAGCCAUUAGGAAUAAUGGAGAGUAUUGAUAGAAUUUUUGUAAACAAUGAAAAGAUGCCAUUACCAAUUCCAUAUUUUGAAGAGGUAUAUCUUGAAUUAAAAAGAAUAACUAAUAAAUAUUUAAGUAAUGUACUUAUAUUAACUACUUAUGAAGAACGAAUUAAUGAAAUUGUUAAAAAUAAUAAAUCAAGUGAAUUUGCACAAGAAGUAUUAAAAUCUUUAAAUGAACAUUUCUUUAAUAAAAUUAUUGGGAGAAUUACAGUUUAUUGUAAACAAAAUGGUCCUAUUGAAUUAAAACACUUCCAAGAAACAUUUCCAUUAUCAAUAAAUGAUAAUACAAAACAAUGGUAUUCAGAAUUUAUUGUAUCUCAGCACUUCUCAUCAUGGUGGCUAAAAAAUGAUAUGAGUAAUUUACACAAAUAA
This is a messenger RNA of Entamoeba dispar SAW760, 1359 nucleotides long. RefSeq lists its product as uncharacterized. Gene Ontology annotation, molecular function: phosphatidylinositol phosphate binding; guanyl-nucleotide exchange factor activity. Lineage: Eukaryota; Evosea; Mastigamoebida; Endamoebidae. Gene Ontology annotation, cellular component: cytosol; intracellular membrane-bounded organelle. Bases 1 to 1359 code for a protein of 452 amino acids. Gene Ontology annotation, biological process: endocytosis; endocytic recycling. The record is from RefSeq and is a predicted model, not a curated record. The transcript has a single exon.